Molecule: messenger RNA, 1014 nt
Organism: Paramacrobiotus metropolitanus
Lineage: Eukaryota; Metazoa; Tardigrada; Eutardigrada; Parachela; Macrobiotidae
Product: soma ferritin-like
Exons: 5
Coding region: 167-706 (179 amino acids)
Biological process (GO): iron ion transport; intracellular iron ion homeostasis
Cellular component (GO): cytoplasm
Molecular function (GO): ferrous iron binding; ferric iron binding
Source: RefSeq, a predicted model, not a curated record
UCACAAACGUUAUUUACUGUAGUCUGUACUCUGCAGUUACUCAUAAUUCAUGAAAACUCUUUCGCGAUAGUUUCUUGCUUUCGUGCUAGAUUUACUAAACUGGUAGAAGUUUUUCCGAUUAUUAAACUCCUAGUAUUUCCUCUUUAGCGUGCUGCGAUUCCCAAAGAUGGCCAAUCCAGGAAACGUUAGUGCGGUCCGCCAAAACUACCAUGCAGAAAGCGAAGCCGCCAUCAACCGACAGAUCAAUAUGGAACUGUACGCUUCGUACACCUACCUUUCCAUGGCUGCAUAUUUUGAUCGGGAUGACGUAGCCCUGAAGGGAUUCGCGAAGUUCUUCAUGAAACAGAGCCAUGACGAACGGGAACAUGCUGAGAAAUUGAUGAAGUACCAGAAUAUGCGCGGUGGAAGAAUCGUUCUGGCGGACAUCAAGAAACCUGAACGCGAUGAAUGGGGAAGUGGUUUGGAUGCGAUGUCUGCAGCAUUGCAGCUGGAGAAGAACGUGAAUACGGCUUUGCUGGAAGUGCACAGCAUUGCUAACAAACACGGCGAUCCACAGAUGUGCGACUUCAUUGAAACCGAGUACCUUGAGGAGCAAGUGAAGUCAAUCAAGGAGAUCUCGGAGUAUGUUACCAAUCUGAAACGGGUUGGACCUGGCUUGGGCGAAUAUCAGUUUGACCAUGAAACUCUGGAUGGUGGAUCUGCAUAAAUGUUAUGCACUAAUUUGAUAUUCCAUUAGCAUAUUUCGUUAGAAAUGUUGUUCAGAUACCUUUUUCGUGCGAGGAUUUUUGCGAUGGUUUAUGUGGUAAACUAGUGGUACAAAUAUGUUCAUAAGAAUGGCAUGUUCAUAAUUUCAUUGCGGCUGGAAACUCGCGUUCUUAUAAGUACUUACCCUUCAGUUUUUGCUUAAUGCGACGAUGGAAUACGGUUUGCAUACAGGCAUACUAGUUUACAGCUCUGCCUUUGAAUUGAAGAUACUUCGAAGCCUUGACUUGAGACAUUAAAGGACUUGUUCUA